Molecule: messenger RNA, 669 nt
Organism: Bolinopsis microptera
Lineage: Eukaryota; Metazoa; Ctenophora; Tentaculata; Lobata; Bolinopsidae
Product: UDP-glucuronosyltransferase-like
Exons: 1
Coding region: 1-669 (222 amino acids)
Molecular function (GO): UDP-glycosyltransferase activity
Source: RefSeq, a predicted model, not a curated record
AUGUCUGCCCGAAUUUUCAACCUCUUCCAGAGGAACAUGUUCGAGUUACUACAUAAAGCAGCUGUAAACUGGUACAUUGAACCUGUUCUCUACAACAACAUCCCAGGGUACCCAGGGUACAAGGAGUCUUACAAAACUGUGAAGCUCAUGUUGAUGAACAUCCACCACCACCCUCUGAUAGAUGGACCCACUCCAUUUGGACCAGGGAUGCUCGCUUUGGGAGGAUCGUUGUGUACAGAAUACAACAAGGAGGAGGUGUCCAGGUAUGCUGGGUUGGCUGAGUUUAUGGAUGGUGCAGUGGAGGGGUUUAUCUUCAUGUCAUUCGGGUCCGUGCAGAUGGAUAUACCUGCGAUUGAACAAAAGAAAUGGCUGGAUGCUUUUAAAGAGCUCCCAUACAAAGUUAUCUGGAAACAAAACCCGAUAAAAGAGUUACCUCAUAAUGUCCAGCUUUUCAACUGGUUACCACAACAGUCCAUCCUGCAACAUCCAAACUUCAAGCUCUUCAUCACUCACGGAGGACACGCCAGCAAAGAAGAAAUAGCUUGUGCUGGGAAGCCCAUGUUGGUGGUCCCACAGUUGCAAAGGACCAGUUCUACAACGCUAAAAGAACCGCUGAGAUUGGAGUCGGAGAUAAUUUAUUGGAUUUGUCAGGCACCUCAGUGGAAGUGA